UUGUUCUCUGUGUGCUGAUUUUAUCUUUCUCCUCAGGAGAUCACUUUGCAACAGAUAAUGGCUCAUUUGGAUUCUGUCCGGAAAGACAUGGUCAUUCUUGAGAAGAGCGAAUUCGCCAACUUGAGAACAGAGAAUGAGAAAAUGAAAAUUGAAUUGGACCAAGUGAAACAGCAGCUUAUGAAUGAGAUCAGUCAGAUCCGGGCUGAAAACAAGCUGGACAUCAACUUAGAGCGCAGCAGGGUGACAGAUAUGUUUACAGAUCAGGAGAAAAAACUCAUGGAAGCGACAACAGAGUUUCAUAAAAAAGACUCAAGUACCAACAGCUCCAUUACAGAAGUCAGCAAUAAAAUUGACGCUGAAAUCGCUGCCUUGAAAACACUCAUGGAGUCGAAUAAACUGGAAACCAUUCGCUAUUUGGCAGCCUCUGUCUUCACGUGCCUUGCGAUUGCGCUGGGAUUUUAUAGAUUCUGGAAAUAAGCAGCCAGUGUAAAAGAAUGAGGAGGGAACCCAGCCUUUCUGGAUUCAACUUGCAAGUGUGUCUUGGAUAACACUCUCCGAGAGGUACUCUCAGAGCUUCUGUGUUGAUAUUGGUCUUUAACUCACAAUGAGUGGCUCUCAUCAAUGGGUCUAAUAGAUCAAGCAGUGCAUGCUUGGUUCUGAUUUGGGCUUGUUUGGAGUUCCUACAUCCUGGAGCCUAGAUGGACCAUUUGAAAAGAAGAGAGAUGUCGGAGGACUAAAAAGCUGUGGUGGUCACCAGGAGUAUGCAAAUGCCUCUACGCUUAUCCAGUUGUCUUCUCCUCCAGCGCUUCCCUAUGGGUCGUCGUGUCACCCUCAGUGGAGCCCCUUCUCCCAUUUGUGCUCACAUGCAACAACAGAAAGCCGUGGGCUUGUCAGGAAACCAGAAACCGAUGCCUUGGGGAAGGUUCAAAGGACGGCUUCCUCCCAAAAUGUCAUAUCACAAAAUGUAUUGCGGAUGUUUCUGCAAAGCAGAGCAUAUAAAGCUGCUUUAUACUUUUCGUC
This is a messenger RNA of Pogona vitticeps (central bearded dragon), 1020 nucleotides long. NCBI's taxonomy places the organism in Eukaryota, Metazoa, Chordata, Lepidosauria, Squamata, Agamidae. The record is from RefSeq and is a predicted model, not a curated record.